Sordaria macrospora k-hell is the source of this 1869-nucleotide messenger RNA. RefSeq lists its product as uncharacterized. Gene Ontology annotation, cellular component: cytosol; nucleus. Gene Ontology annotation, biological process: protein deubiquitination. NCBI's taxonomy places the organism in Eukaryota, Fungi, Ascomycota, Sordariomycetes, Sordariales, Sordariaceae. The record is from RefSeq and is a predicted model, not a curated record. Gene Ontology annotation, molecular function: cysteine-type deubiquitinase activity.
AUGCCUGAUAAGACACUCACAGUAGCCGCCUACGCAGCUGGUGCUUCUCUCGCCGCGAUCACGCUGAUUUACGUUUUCGGUCCCACCUAUUUCCUCGAUAACGACCCGUCGGCUAACUCAACCAGCGUGUUCUCGACCAAGAAGAAUGGUGCAGUGGGCCUAGUCAACCCGGCAAACGAUUGCUUCAUCAACUCAGUUCUCCAGGCUCUCGCUGGCCUUGGGGACCUCCGUUUAUACCUUAUCCGGGAGACGCAUCGUCGAAGCCUGGACGGCGGAGGGCUGUAUACGCAGAUCAUCCCCAGCGAUGUCUGGUGUAGUGGUGGCGAUGGCGAUGAGACAAGCAAAUGGCGAGUCCGUGGGGAUGUACCCGAGUGGAAAGCCGAAGGACUCCAAAUGGGUAUAGUCACCAAGGGCUUGAAGGACAUUCUUGACGCCUUGAACGAGAGACCGAUUUACAAAAAGACGAUUUCGGCCGCGCCCUUCGUCAAGACGUUGGAGAUUGCGUUUGGUCAGCGGAUCAGCAGACAGCAACAGGACGCCCAAGAGUUUCUUCAGGUCGUGGCCGAGAGGCUUUGCGACGAGUACCACGCGGGGCAAAGAGCGCGAAGCUAUGCUAUGCGUGCAGCCAAGCAACCGUCUGCGAACGUAUCCUUCGUCAGCAAGACAUCAGACAGUGCAGCUCUGGAUGGGCCUUUACCUCCACUGGCCAGUGAGAAGGCCAAUUACGCAGAUCAACCGGCGACGCCGACCGCGAGCGCGGUCCCCGACGGCGGCAACGAAAACGGAGGAGAAGAAGGUUUUCCCUUCGAAGGGAGCUUUGAGUCCCAAAUUGAAUGCCUGACUUGUGGUUUCAGACCGAGGUCCACUAGAUCAACAUUCUGCACCUUGACACUAAACGUCCCCCAUGUUGCUACGACAACCUUGAACGCAUGCUUCGACGGCAUGUUCAAAACGGAGUACAUCGAGGAUUUCAAGUGUGAAAAGUGCCGGUUACUGCAUGCAAAGGCCGUUCUCGAAGCAGAUAUCCAGCGGUCAACGUCAGAGUCUUCAAGGGAGAAAGCCCGCGCUGCUCUAGCAAGCCUCGAGCUAGCUAUUGGGACUGAUCCUGAGAAGGCACCAGAGGGCGUCGAGUUGCCGGAUCCUCGCUAUGCUCCUAAGCGGAAAAUAGCUCGGCACAUCCGUAUGACAGGAUUUCCCAGGAUCCUGGCCAUCCAUCUCUCGCGGUCGAUCUACGACAUGAGCAACUUCUCUCAAAAAAAUCUUGCGAAGGUUGCGUUUCCGGAGCAACUACCUCUUGGUGGCCUUCUUCAGCAGAGAAAAUACAAGCUUCUCGGCGUUGUGACGCACAAGGGCAAUCACCAUAGCGGCCAUUAUGAGUCGUUUAGACGACAGAAUGUAUAUCCACCCUUCUCAAAUCCCGGUACCUUUCAGCCUUCCGGAGCAUACAUGAACACCGGUUCCCCUUCAAAUACCAACCAGGCACAAGCCACUCAGCCCGCAUCCGGACAGGCUCCUACACCAGGAGUAGACGGCGGUGUCAUGCCUAUCAACGAGUCCGGAUCAGCAUUGGCGUCUCGGGAAAGGGAUAUCGACACCAAUAGCCUACGAUCUGCGGCCGCAUCAGCGCGCUCAACCUUGAGCAGAAUUGCCUCAAAGCCGUCCUCUCGCGCUGGCAGCCCAGACACAGCCGGAUCGAAACCCAACAACAAGAUACCCAGCACAAGUGCGAAAUCUAAACGACAGAAGUCAAGCAACCGAUGGUGGCGUAUCAGUGACGACAAGGUCAAAGAAGCAAGUACCCGCGACGUACUGGGCAUGCAGCGAGAGGUCUAUUUGCUGUUUUAUGAACUUGAACGCGAGAAUUCAUGA